Schistocerca nitens (vagrant locust) is the source of this 699-nucleotide messenger RNA. RefSeq lists its product as uncharacterized. The transcript has 3 exons. NCBI's taxonomy places the organism in Eukaryota, Metazoa, Arthropoda, Insecta, Orthoptera, Acrididae. Bases 1 to 699 code for a protein of 232 amino acids. The record is from RefSeq and is a predicted model, not a curated record.
AUGCGUGCGCGCCGGCGUCUUGCUGUGCGCUCCGUCCGCAGUCUCCAGCUGUCCUACCUACAACAUCGCACUUUUGCAGUACGAGUGGACGACGCACUCUCCACGGCACGGCCGAUCUGCGCGGGAGUGCCUCAAGGAUCGGUACUUGGACCGGUGCUCUACACCCUGUAUACGUCUGAUCUCCCCACACCGCCGAGGGUCGAGAAAGCUAUAUACGCGGAUGAUACGAUGCUGUUCACACGAAGCCGAUGGCGCGACGUGAUGAGGCCACGUCUUCAGAGUGCCUGCAACUUGUUGGAAGAAUGGGCAACGAACUGGCGCAUCCGAUUCAAUCCAGCCAAGACGCAAGGCUCCGACCUCUCCGUCGAAAAUGGCCUAUUAAUUUAUCGCAUGUACAUUCGCCCCCUCAUCGACUACGCGUGCGAAGUUUGGGGCAAUGCAGCGAGGACUCAUCUACAGAGACUCCAAUCCCUUCAGAAUAAGAUACUUCGGCGGGUAUUCCACGUUCACCCGCAAUUUCCGCACCAAUACCUGCACGAAGCAGCUGAAGAACCAGAAGUGCUCCAGCGUCACCAGGAAAUAGCGAGACGUUUCUACGAGAAAGCAACGAUGUCCACCAACCCCCUAAUCAGAGGCUUGGGGGAAGAACCUGAUCCACACGACAGGUACCGACGGCCGAUCGCACUGCUCGCGAGAUAA